AUGAACGCAGAGACUAGUCUUGCUGGGACGACGGUGCUCUCUGAAUCUCCGCCAUCUGAUCGCUCCGAGCAGAAAGAAGUCUUGAACAAGCAGCAGAAGCUGGAAGAUGUUCAAGUUGGCUUCUUCCAACUCUACCGAGAUACUACAAGGGGCGAUAUCGGUAUCCUGGCAAUAUGCACUCUGCUGGCGAUUGCGGGAGGGGCCAUAUUGCCCAUUAUGACAGUGGUGUUUGGCAGCCUUGCCGGGAAGCUCAAUAGCUUUACACAGCAUCUACAUCUUGAAGACACAUAUGUCGGGGAAACCAUUGAGCAGAUUCGACUUAUCUUGAAGUUUCGUCGAGAUCUAUCGAGGCUGACGCUAGACUUCGUGUAUCUGGGGAUCGGUGAAUUCUUUGCCAUAUUCCUCUGCACCUUUGGAUUCGCCUUUGUCGGCGACAGGACGGCGCAGAGAGCGAGACAGAGGUAUCUCAAAGCUGCACUGAGCCAGAAUAUGGCUUUCUUCAACAACAUUGGUACAGGAGACCUCACCACCCGAAUCACAAACGAUACCAACCUCAUCCAAGAGGCCAUCUCUCAGAAAGUCUCCAAUACCAUUACCGCCCUGGCUACGUUUGUCACGGCUUUCAUCAUCGUGUUGGAUGUUGCUUGGCGACUGGGCCUGGUGUCCCUGUCUUCAGUGGUGGCAAUGACUCUUGUUAUGGCUUCCAUGUCAAGGCUCAUGCUCAAAUAUUCCAAGAAGUCCCUGUAUUCCUUUUCCCUAGGAAGCACCAUCGCCGAGGAGGCCAUCAGCGCCAUCCGAGUGACUGUGGCCUGUGGUGCUCAAACGCAGCUUGCCGAACGGUACAGAAAACACAUGCGUGAUUCCAAGCGUGCCGGCACACUGUCCAAAACUUUUUUGGGCGUCUCGAUCGCUGGCAUGUCUUGCAUUAUCAUGCUGAACUAUGGUCUGAAUUUCUGGGCAGGCUCUAUUUUCCUUGUGCAUGGAGAGAUCCAGGUCGACAAGAUUGUGACUGUGAUCUAUGCUACCAUCAUUGGAGCUUUCUCGUUGGGAUUCCUCGCACCAAAUGUACAAGCAUUUUCAUCUGGUAUCGCGGCUGCCACAAAGUUAUACGCCAUCACCGAUCGCAAGUCUCCAAUCGACCCAUUUUCUACUGAUGGGAGACAGCCAGACGUUCAUCCUGAUGCAUGGUCCGUUGACUUCCAGGACGUAAAGCUGGUUUACCCUUCCAGGCCGAAUGUAACGGUACUGGACAAUUUCACUCUACACAUACCGGCCGGCAAGACAACGGCACUGGUUGGUCCUUCGGGGAGCGGGAAAUCCAGCAUCAUCAAUCUUCUAGAACGUUUUUAUCCGCAUCUGGACGGUCAAAUCUUGGUCGCAGGGCAUGAUAUACAGCAGCUGAAUGUUGGAUGGCUGCGUGAAAACAUUUCUCUGGUUGAUCAGGAACCCGUCCUCUUCGACACGACCGUCGAAAACAAUAUUCUCUAUGGCCUUGCGGGAUCCAGACUAGAGACACUAUCACGAGAAGAGAAGUAUAGUCUGAUGAUGAUGGCAGCUGAAAAAGCAAACGCUCUUGAAUUUGUUCAACGCCUGCCUGGAGGAUUCCAAGCUCGCGUGGGCGAGAGGGGAUCUCUACUCUCCGGAGGUCAAAGACAGAGAAUAGCCAUUGCAAGAGCCAUCAUUCGGGAUCCCGGAAUCCUGAUUCUCGAUGAGGCCACGUCUGCGUUGGACACAAGCUCGGAGUCUCUGGUCCAAGAUGCGCUAAACCGAGCGUCGCAAGGCCGGACGACGAUCGUCAUCGCGCAUCGUCUCUCAACUAUCCGCAAGGCAGACAAUAUCGUGGUUCUUGCAAAUGGCAAGAUCGUUGAGCAGGGAACUCACGCCAAUUUGCUGAAGAAACGGAGUAGUUACUUUAGCCUCGUGGAAGCGCAACAGAUCCGGAUUGAGCCCGACGAGAAGAUGGAAUUCGCAGAUCCUCCUACCUAUGGUGACCACGAGAAAGAAGAAGCGGCCCACCCGGCUCACAAAACACCUUCCAAGACACGGGUGAUAACAAGUCUUGACCAGCCAAUGCCAUAUCCGAUGCCCAGUCACGCUCACACGGACAACCAGACCACCCGACAGAAAAAGCCGAAAGGCGUUCUGUCGUUCGUUCUGUCCUUCAACAAACAGGAUACAGCUUGGAUGGUACUCGGACUGAUCAUGAGCAUCUUUGGAGGCAGUGGCACACCCACCUCGGCAGUCUUCUUCGCCAAAUGUAUCCAGUCCAUGUCGAAGCCUCCCCGGUUGUACCACGAACUUCGGCAUGAUGUCAACUUCUGGGCCGGCAUGUACCUAUGGCUCGGUGUGUUCUUGUUCAUUGUCAACGUGAUCCGCGACCGGGCGUUUGCGAAGUGUUCGGAACGGAUGCUCUUCCGGGCUCGUGACCUUUGUUUUCGGACGAUACUGAGACAAGAGAUGGCCUUCUUUGAACCCCCCUCUAUCAUCGGCACCAACGCAGCCUCGGGCACAACAACGACGACAACAACAACAACAGGCAGCCUAAUCUCGUUCCUCGCAACCGAAACAACCAACAUGUCCGGCCUGAGCGGCCCUGUUCUGGGCACAAUCCUGUCCAUGUCGACAUGUAUCAUCGCGGCCAUCGUCGUCUCCAUCGUAUUCAGCUGGAAGUUGGGGUUGGUAUGCACAUCCACAGUCCCGGUCCUCCUAGGGUCGGGCUUCCUACGCUUCUACAUGCUCAGCUACGCCGAAGAGAAGAGCAAGAGCGCAUAUGCACAGUCAGCGUCGUAUGCAUGCGAAGCUCUCUCGUCAAUGCGCACCGUGGCGUCCCUCGGCCGCGAAGAGCACAUCCUGACAAACUACACGGAUCAACUGAGUGCGCAAAGCCGCGCCGCGCUCAGAGACCAGCUCAUCUCCGCGGCGCUGUACGGGGCAUCUCAAGCCUUGCCGUUCUUCUGUAUUGGCUUGGGUUUCUGGUGGGGAGGCACGCUCAUGAGCCGGCGCGAGAUCAGCCUGUUCCAGUUCUUUGUGUGUUUCAGCGAAAUCGUCUUCAGUGCCCAGACGGCCGGUUAUAUGUUUGCGUCGACCCCAGACGUAGCCAGGGCAAGGACGGCGGCUGCGUCAUUAAAGGCCAUAUGCGACAGAAAACCAACCAUUGAUCCGUGGUCAGACGCCGGAAUCCCACUGCAGCACCCAGGGGCGGUCACUGGGCAAGUUGAAUUUCAGAACGUCUUCUUCACGUACAGCGCCGGCAGUUCUAAUUCUAGUCCCGCCGCGUAUGGCCGCGAGCAGUACGUCCUCAAGGGGGUGAAUAUCAAGGCUCUCCCAGGACAAUACGUCGCAUUGGUGGGUGCGAGCGGCAGCGGCAAGUCCACGUGUAUUGCCCUCCUCGAACGCUUCUACGACUGUUCUGGAGGUCGGGUUCUCAUUGACGGCAGGGACAUCCAGGACCUCAACAUCAACCACUACCGUUCUCACGUCGGCUUGGUCAGCCAGGAACCCGUCCUCUACCACGGAACCAUCAAGGAGAAUAUCCUAUUGGGGACAAGCGGAGACAUUUCCGAACAGACGCUUUAUCAGGCGUGUCGAGAAGCUAACAUUUACGACUUUAUCAUAUCGUUACCGGAAGGAUUCGACACAAUGGUUGGAUCCAAAGGGGUCCUGCUCUCCGGUGGUCAGAAACAAAGAAUCUCGAUAGCAAGAGCUUUGAUCAGGAACCCAUCAAUCUUACUCUUGGACGAAGCAACAUCGGCCUUGGACUCUGAAUCGGAAAAGAUCGUCCAGGCAGCUCUCAACAAGGCGUCUCAGGGCCGCACCACGAUCGCCAUCGCUCACCGUUUGAGCAGCAUCCAGGACGCCGAUCACAUCUACGUGCUUGAACAGGGCCAAGUCGUCGAGCAAGGGACCCACUCGUCUCUGAUGGAUGCUGCCGGCAGGUAUGCGGAGCUGGUCAGAAUGCAGAGGCUGGGUGCCUCCUGA
Exophiala spinifera is the source of this 3978-nucleotide messenger RNA. RefSeq lists its product as uncharacterized. Lineage: Eukaryota; Fungi; Ascomycota; Eurotiomycetes; Chaetothyriales; Herpotrichiellaceae. Gene Ontology annotation, molecular function: ATP hydrolysis activity; ABC-type transporter activity; ATP binding. The record is from RefSeq and is a predicted model, not a curated record. Gene Ontology annotation, biological process: transmembrane transport. The coding region runs from base 1 to 3978 and encodes 1325 amino acids. The transcript is spliced from 4 exons. Gene Ontology annotation, cellular component: membrane.